AUGAGGGAGCUGAUUGAAAAGGAAAUGGAGUUGGAAGAAAUGUUUCAAGAGUUAACCUUGCUUAAAAUUGUAGAGGACGAAGAUGUUAUUGACUCGGACUUUGACCAAAAUAGUAGUGGACCGGAUGAAAACGAAGAUGCUGCUGAAAAACAAAUAUUGCUUGAAGAAAAACAGGCCAAAAAAAAGUUGAAAAAAUCCAAUUUACCUGCUGCGGGUCCCGCUCUACGUUUAAGAAAAAGAGAAGUAAACAAAUCAGUAGUUUCUUCAAAAGAACAUUCGAAUCAGAAUAAUGAAGGAGAUCCAGCGAGCAAUAGAGGUUGUAAUUUAAAUUUGUUAAAUGAAGCACCACUUUUGCAUGGGAUUCGAUCGUCAUCACGUACGCAUACCGUACAGAGCAAACAGAUGCUUGCGGAAAAAUUGAAAGAAUAUGAAAAGAAAAGGGCAGCACAUCCUAAACGAGAAAAGGUAAUUACACAACCUAAAACUCAGGAAGAGCUACUUGCUCAAGCUAAGGAAACAGAGGAAAAAAAUUUGGCUUCACUUCGUGCUUUUGAGCUAAAGGAAGCAGAAAAGAAAAUGUCGGCAAAACAACAUAAAAAGAAUGUGAUAAUUGGACCUUUCAUAAGGGAAAUAUCAUUUGUUGAUUACAGUGAUAAGAGAGAAGCAAAAAGAUUGAAAUUAAUAACGGAGGUGCCUAAAAAGGGGAAAGGGAAAAACGCUUCAAAAGAAGUAGAACAAGAAAAAAAUGUGCAGAGUAGCAUUCAAGAACUUCAUUGUGAUGGGGCAGAAGGCAAAAUAGAGGAUAAGGUAGAUGCAGCGGAGGAUAAAAAGGAAGAUAUAGAAGCAAAAGAUGAUAUAAUAGAGGAUAAAAAAGAAGAUAAAAGAGAGGCAAGAAAUUUACUUAUAUUUUCACAGUUUUCAAAAUCGGAUGAAAUUAAAUUAUUUCAGGAAUGGAGGAAAAAACCACAAAGAGCGAAAAAAGUAAUAUGCCCUUUCACUGGCCUUACAGCGAAGUAUAAGGAUCCAAAAACUGGUAUACCGUAUGCCAAUAGGGAGGCAUAUUCUAAAAUACAAAAUCUGUUGCAACAUAAAUAUUUAUGGUCAGAUUCGCAUUCGGCAUAUGUAUAUAAUACUGUCCAAAGACCGGCAAAAGGAGUGCCUCCAGGAUUCCAGCGACACUUUACAGAAUGA
Molecule: messenger RNA, 1191 nt
Organism: Acaulospora colombiana
Lineage: Eukaryota; Fungi; Glomeromycota; Glomeromycetes; Diversisporales; Acaulosporaceae
Source: the annotation of a GenBank genome assembly